AUGACACAAAAUGUACUUAUUGAUGAACAUCAAUCAUCUCGUCAAUUAUCUCGCCAUGUUAGUGAUGAUGUGUCAAAAACCAUGGCACAUCAUGUACCUAUUUCAUCGCGUAGUGUCAAUAAAUAUAAUCCAUCAUUAUCAGAAUCUACUUUGGAGCCUAUUUCACGAAUUGACUUUCUCGAAAGAAACCUUCGUUAUAUUCAAGAGCAACAAGGCAUAGUACUUGUUGAUUUACAUGAUGAAAUCACUCGACUUCAACAAGAAAACAGAGAUCUACAUUAUCAAUUAAUCAAAACUAAUUCAUUGCCUUCACGUGAUCAAAAACUUAGAAAUUCGGGUCAAAUAUCUUCUUCUGCUAACAAUCAAAUUUUUCUUAAACAACGCAUCGAUAGACUUGAAAAACAAUUGUUGGAAAGUGAACAAAACAAUAAAUAUUUAAUAUAUACAAUCGAUGAAUUAAGUAAACAAUCAUCAUCCAAAUCUGAAGAAUCAGACAUACACAUCAUAAAUAAAGAUGACACUCAAAUAACAGUACAAAUGACGACAAAUGAAUAUCAAAAUCCGUCUAACAUGUCAUAUGAAAAAGAACAACAAUUUAUGCAUGAAAUAUCCAAGUUACGAUCUGUCUUAGUGGAAAUUCUCAAUACUGAACAAUUAAAUGUAUCUUCGAAAACUCUCAUUCGUGAGUGUUUAACAUCAACAAAUAUCAGUGAAAAUAGAAUGAGCAAAGCCACAACAACACCAGUCGAUAUGUUAUUUUAUAAUGAAAAUCAACAACGAGAAUCUACUACUUCACCGUCAGGAGCUGCAAAAAAUUUAUUAAUUCGACCUGAGUUACCUGUUCGACGUUUGAACCUUUCACCACCACGCAUUGCCGCACAGAGGCCACUUGGUUCUCAUCGUGCAAAUGAACAACGAAUAAGUUUACCACCGAUUAUGUCACGAAAUAAUACAACUUUGUUCUCAGAUGCUAAUGAUGGAAAUUGCUUAUGGUAUAAUCCAACGAAUUUAAAAACUGAUUCUCAACAACAACAUUCAAUAAAAAUUGGAGAAACGCCCAUAGCUCGUCGAGAACGAGCUACACAUGAAUUACAAAAAAAUAGAUUAAUGAAAAAUCUUUAUCAAUAA
Molecule: messenger RNA, 1128 nt
Organism: Rotaria socialis
Lineage: Eukaryota; Metazoa; Rotifera; Eurotatoria; Philodinida; Philodinidae
Source: the annotation of a GenBank genome assembly